This is a messenger RNA of Telopea speciosissima, 568 nucleotides long. RefSeq names its product auxin-responsive protein SAUR36-like. Gene Ontology annotation, biological process: response to auxin. NCBI's taxonomy places the organism in Eukaryota, Viridiplantae, Streptophyta, Magnoliopsida, Proteales, Proteaceae. Bases 36 to 545 code for a protein of 169 amino acids. The record is from RefSeq and is a predicted model, not a curated record. The transcript has 2 exons.
AUAUAUAUAUAUAUAUAUAUAGAAUAUUAGACUCAAUGAGGAAAAUACAGGGUUUCAAGCUGGGACGCAAGCUCGUAACGGUCUUCAAAUGGGCCCUGAAGCGUAAACGGAAGCGAGGUAACUAUAAGGUUUUAGAACAUCCACCAUCUCAAAGCAGCAAGAGCAAAACGAUAUCGAAAAUCUUCGACUGGGGUCGUAAUCUGAAGCGAGGAGCGAAGGGUCUAUGUUGUGGGAAGCCCGGGUCGCGGUACGCACGUCUUGGGCCGGAGCAAUCGGAGGCGAAGUCAGAUCCGGCGGUGCCGAAAGGACACCUGGCGGUGUACGUGGGGGAGAAGGAUGGAUAUCCACAUCGAGUUUUGGUGCCAGUGAUCUACUUCAACCAUCCUUUGUUCGCGGAGUUGUUGAGAGAGGCAGAGGAAGAGUAUGGGUAUCAACAUCCAGGUGGGAUUACCAUCCCUUGCCGGAUUUCAGAUUUUGAGAGUGUGCAGACGAGGAUUGCCGCCGGCGAGAGCUUCCGCAAACAGGCAUUAAAAUAUCGCAUUUAAUGCGUUGAUAAUGACGACAAAAA